GACAUGUAUAAUCUCUACAUUACUCGAUAUCUAGUAGACAAAACGUAGUUAUUAUAUGCUCUUUGUAGGGCACGAGCGUAGAGAUAUAACGUUUGCGUGCAAGAAUUAAUAUAAUAAUAAUAAAAAUGGUUGUUCAAUGGAAAAGAAGAUGCGACAGUAAUCAUUUGGGACACUUUUUUGUGGAUUAUAUGCGAAGGAGGGCUAAUGAAAUAUGCCAAAUAGAUGCAGCGACUGGUCAAGAAGAGACGUGUGCGUCUGUGCUAUCCCGAAGCAUUCGGCUGGCGCAAUGCUUCAGGAAGUUUGGUCUGGUACCGGGCGACACCAUAGUGAUAGGUGGAAAGAACCAUCUCGACGUGCACAUCCCAUUCUAUGCAGCAAUGAUGAACGGAUUGCCUGUAGGUGGGCUCGACCCGGCCCAUAAAUGCAAUGAGCUGAAGCAUUUAUUUACCUUAAUAAAACCUAAAAUAGCUUUUUGCGAAUACCAAAUGUUUGAAGAGUAUAAAAAUGCGAUACAAGAACUGAAUAUUAGCACCAACAUUGUUACAUUUGGCGGUGGCGAGAACUCCUUGGUAAAAUUCAUGGAAGAUCAUCGGGCGUCACAACGAGAGGACGAAUUCCAGGUGGCGACUUUCAAUACGGACGAGGUGUACUGCUGGCUUGUCGGUACUAGUGGAAGCACAGGACAGCAGAAAAUAGUAGCUCUCACACACCCACACUUGUUUCAAAUGACAGAAUUCUAUAGCUAUAAGGAACCUAAAAAUGGUGAGCGUAAAACAGCUCUGAACUCAUCUACUCUGCUCUGGAUAACAGGCUGCUUUAAUGCUCUGCUAAUGCCGAUCAACCACGUCAAGCUGCAGUCCUCUGCUCCGGUCACCACGGAACAUAUCAUCGAUAUUAUAAAUAAAUAUAAGCCUGGUGGAACUUUGUGCACGCCGACUGCAUUGGCACCGAUACUGCACCACGAGAAACAUUGUGAUCUAACCUGCUUCGACGUUAUUAAGACCGGAGGCACCAAAGUCCACAAAGAACUGCUAGCGAACCUUAAGGCCAGAAUGCGACCAGACGCUGUUAUUCAACAAGGGUAUGGGCUGUCUGAGACUGGCGGUUUGGUGAUGGAACAACGUCCUGAAGACCCUAUUGAAAGUGUUGGAACACUUGAUCCUAAAUAUGAAGCAAAGUUAAUAUCACCAGAAACUGGAAAAGAAAUACUGGAACCAAACGUCACAGGAGAAUUGAUAGUUAGAGGUCCUACCAUGGCAUGUUAUUAUAAUGACCCUGAGGAGACCAAAAACGUUUUUACUGAGGACGGCUAUUUAAAAACGGGUGAUUUGUUUUAUAAAGACGAGCAUGGAUACUACUACUUUGUAGAGAGACUUAAAAUGCUAUUGAAAUAUAAAAGUUACCAGGUAAUUCCCCCUGAAGUAGAAGAAGUGAUAUUGAAGCAUCCAGGCGUGGCUGACGUGUGCGUGACGGGCGUGCCGCACCGGGACGAUGGCGAGCACGUGGUGGCGUGCGUGGUGCGAAGACCAGGCCACCGCGUCACCGCCAACGACAUCAAGGAACUUGUUGCCAAACAUUUAUCGUCUUUUAAGCAUUUACACGGAGGCGUUGUGUUUAUGGACGCUCUGCCGACUACCGUUUCUGGGAAGGUUGCUCGUAUUGAAGUAAAGAAACUAGCACUCACUGCGCACAAGGAAUAAAACUACACGUACGGCAAGACUUCGACCUAAAAAAUCAUCGUGUUUAUAGUCAAUACAGAACUUUGAAUAAACGGCUCCAAUACCAAAAUAUUUUAUAAAAUCCAAAAACUAGUAUUUUAGGAAACUUGUGGCACAAUACUUUUGACUGAUAUAUGUUGUAUUAUAUAGAAUCUUGUAUUGAGCCCUUUUUUAGACGGAAACUUUAAUUUUAAGUCUCAUUUAGGUAAGUAUAGUACUUACCAGCCAUAGUUACUAAAAUUUUAUAGAUACAAUGAUUAUAUAAGGAUUCAAUAGAAUUAGAAACUUUUAUGCGAAAUUUGACAAUUUCACGUCAGUUUUGUAUGUUUUUGUUUUGCAAAAGUAAUAAUACAACGUCAGCCUUAAUAGCAUUUAAUGAUUAUUAAACAAAUAUUUCAUCCACUUUAUUACCUUGAUCGAAUGGUAAACUUAUUUAAUGAUUCACUUAUUUUAGGUUACAUACAUAGUUAAAUAAAUAAAAAUAAAAAGCUCUAUUGCCUGGA
Cydia pomonella (codling moth) is the source of this 2221-nucleotide messenger RNA. RefSeq lists its product as uncharacterized. Gene Ontology annotation, molecular function: long-chain fatty acid-CoA ligase activity. Lineage: Eukaryota; Metazoa; Arthropoda; Insecta; Lepidoptera; Tortricidae. Bases 126 to 1700 code for a protein of 524 amino acids. The record is from RefSeq and is a predicted model, not a curated record. Gene Ontology annotation, biological process: long-chain fatty acid metabolic process; fatty-acyl-CoA biosynthetic process. The transcript is spliced from 11 exons.